AAAAACAAUAUUUAAUUAAUAUUAAUGCUUCCUGUGAAAUGAACUCUGAGGGUAACAUUAAACAAAUAGACUCACAAUAUGGUAAUAUUUCCAUAUCUGAUAUAACUGAUAAUAUUUUAAAUUCUGAUGAACCUGAUGGUGCUUUUUCAAAUAUAUCUGAAAAUGUAUCUGAUACUGCUUCAAAUCCUGAUAAAAAGAAACUUCAGAGUCAAGGAUCAGUACAAAAUGCUUCUGAUAUACAAGAUAAGGUAAAUCCAGUUAUCAAUCAAGUACAAAAUACUGAAGUAAAAAUUCCAUAUAAUAAAAAAGUCGAGCAAGACUUAAAGCGCAACUUAUCUUUGUUCAUUAAAGAUAAUAAUAAUAAAGUUAGUGAAGUAUUUGAUAUACAAAUUCUUGAAUUUUCACUAGAAGCAAUUAUAACAGGAUCUAGUAAAAUUACAGCACAAAAUAUAGCUGAUUUGUUUAUUAUAGCAAUGAAAGUUAGACAAAAAGAGAUUUUAUGCUAA
Messenger RNA from Racocetra fulgida, 506 nucleotides. The record is from the annotation of a GenBank genome assembly. NCBI's taxonomy places the organism in Eukaryota, Fungi, Glomeromycota, Glomeromycetes, Diversisporales, Gigasporaceae.